This is a messenger RNA of Didymodactylos carnosus, 2004 nucleotides long. Lineage: Eukaryota; Metazoa; Rotifera; Eurotatoria; Philodinida; Philodinidae. The record is from the annotation of a GenBank genome assembly.
AUGGACUUGUACGAAUACAUUUUAUUACUUAUUCUACCACAACUAACAGUUGAAGAAUAUGUAGUUGGUUGCUAUUUUACAAAUUGGGCACAGCAUCGACAACAAAAUGCACAAUUUUUACCGAGACAUAUUGAUCCAAAGUUAUGUACACAUUUAUAUUUUGCAUUUGCUGAUAUUGAUAUAAAACUUAAAAUACCGACAACAUUUGAAAAAAAUGAUAUUCUUCCAACAGAAGCACUUUCACCACAUCAUUCUUUUCAACAAUCCAUUGAUUAUCAAAUAAAAUCAAUGAUGGGUAGUGGAGAUUUAACAACAGUAGCACUUUCACAUCCACAACAAAAAAUUGGUUUAUAUGAACAAGUGAAUCGAUUAAAACAUGAUAAUCCACAAAUGAAAACACUUUUAUCAUUGGGUGGUGCAUCGGUGAAUGGAACAAAAUUUCGACUCGUUUUUGGUAAUGCAAAUAAUCGAAAAGAUUUUAUUCGAAAUACUGUUAAAUUUUUACGAAAACAUAAAUUUGAUGGUCUCGAUCUUGAUUGGGAAUUUCCUGAAAAUGAAAAUGACAAGAAAAUAUUUUCAGAGUUAGUCAAAGAUUAUCGUCGUGAAUUUCAAAAUGAAGCUUUUGUUACUAAUCGUGUACGUUUAUUAUUAACUGCUGCUGUGCAAGCGUAUAAACCAAAAAUAGAAGCCGGUUACAAUGUGGCACUUAUUGGACAAUAUUUGGAUUUAAUUAAUUUGAUGGCAUAUGAUUAUCAUGGGGCAUGGGACCCUCAAACUGGUCAUAAUAGUCCUUUAUUUUCUCGGAAAGAACAACGAAAUAAUGAACUACUAUUAAAUCAAAAAGCAUCUAUUGAUACUUGGUUAGAAUAUGGUGUACCCAGUAAUAAACUCGUAUUAGGUAUGCCUAUGUAUGGUAGAACAUUUCGUUUGAGAAAUAAGAAGAAUACACAAAUCAAUUCAGCAGCAAAAGGUGCGGGUAAAAAAGGUAAAUAUACAUUGAGCGAUGGAUUUUUGGCUUAUUAUGAAAUAUGUGAUUUAAUCGCGAAUCAAAAAUGGAAAAAUGAGUGGAGUAGUGAUCAAGAAAUACCGUAUGCGUACAAAGAUGAUCAAUGGGUUGGUUAUGACAAUGUUGAAAGUAUUAGAAAAAAAUCUCUGUAUGUAGCUGAGAGAAAUUUAGCAGGCGCUAUGGUUUGGUCUCUGGAUCUUGACGAUUUUACAGGGGAAUUUUGUAAAGCUGGAAAAUACCCGUUAUUAACUACAAUAAAGAAAACAUUAGAUACAUUACAACCACCCACCACACCCAUUCGUAUACAAAAGAUGACAACUGAAGCGUCGUCAAUCGCUACCUCUGAUUUUCCAUCUAGUCGUCAUACACUAAAUCAAGCACGGUUAGCGACAUUGCCCGAUUUAUCAGCCGUUAAAUUAUCAUCUAAAUUAUUUUCUAACAAUGAAUUACGUGCAUUAAUAAGGUCAAACUUGAAUUUGAUCUUAUCAUUACCUUUUCGGUUAUUAAUCGGGGGCGAUCUAAGAGAUAUUAGCAUCAACUGUUGUGUACUUACAGAUGUAUGCACAAAAACCUACAAUAAAAUGAAAUUGAUGUUUGUUGGUAUACAAGCUGUUGGAAAAACAUCGCUUUUAAACUGUUUAAGACGAGAAGGUACUGGAUCAUAUCAAAGACAAACAAACAAAACAUGGUCAUCAAGACAAAAUGGAGAUCGUACAAUCUCGUCUACAAUAUCAAAUCGCUCCACAAAAUAUGAUAAUCUAUCAACAGUGGGUGUCGACAUAUCUGAUUGGAUCAUUACACGUUCUCAAUAUGGACCAGUCACAUUUCGGACAUGGGAUUUUAGUGGCCAACGUGAAUAUUAUGCAACACAUCAAUAUUUUUUUUCAAGACGUGCCCUCUAUUUGGCUUGCUGGAAAAUUUCUGAUGAUGAAAAAGGUAUUAACGAUAUACAUCAAUGGCUAAUCAAUAUUCAAGUACGUAAAUAUUCAUAUUUUUAA